UUUACAAGCACACCCUCCUUCAUAAACAAACCUCUCAUCACGCAAGACCCAUCCUUCCUUUCUCUUUCCAACUCAGUCCGAGUCAAAAUGCUGGACCGGUGCAUCGGGACUCACCGAGUCCGCCAGAUCCAAAGAGCUAUCCGCCACGGAAAAAUCACACUUCUCUGCCUCUGCAUGACCGUGGUCGUCCUACGUGGCACAAUCGGCGCCGGCAAGUUCGGUACGCCAGAACAAGACUUCAACGACCUCAAAAACCACUUCUACGCAGCUCGCAAACACGGCGAGCCACACCGAGUUCUCACCGAGUCUAACCAGGCCAACAACAACAAGAACGACGAAGCAAGUAAUGCUGAUGGUGCGAAUAAUUAUGCCACAUUUGAUAUCAACAAGAUUUUGGUCGAUGAAGGGGAAGAUGAGAAGCCGGAUCCGAAUAGACCGUACAGUUUGGGUCCGAAAAUAUCCGAUUGGAAUCAACUGCGAGAGAAAUGGUUGAGUGAAAACCCUAGUUUUAGCAAUUUUAUUAAGCCUAACAAACCGCGUGUUUUGUUAGUUACAGGAUCGUCGCCGAAACCUUGUGAGAAUCCGGUAGGGGAUCAUUACUUGUUAAAAUCUAUAAAAAAUAAGAUAGAUUAUUGUAGACUCCAUGGAAUAGAGAUAUUUUAUAACAUGGCAUUGCUUGAUGCGGAAAUGGCUGGGUUUUGGGCGAAAUUGCCUUUGAUUAGGAAGUUAUUGCUUUCGCAUCCGGAGGUUGAGUUCUUGUGGUGGAUGGAUAGUGAUGCUAUGUUUACAGAUAUGGCUUUUGAGGUGCCGUGGGAGAGGUAUAAGGAUUCAAAUUUUGUAAUGCACGGGUGGAAUGAGAUGGUUUAUGAUGAAAAGAAUUGGAUUGGAUUGAAUACUGGGAGUUUUUUGCUGAGGAAUUGUCAAUGGUCUUUGGAUCUUUUGGAUGCGUGGUCACCAAUGGGACCGAAAGGGAAGAUUAGAGAUGAAGCAGGGAAGGUGCUUACCAGGGAACUUAAGAAUAGGCCGGUUUUCGAAGCGGAUGAUCAGUCUGCAAUGGUUUAUUUAUUGGCUACACAAAGGGAUAAGUGGGGUGAUAAAGUGUAUUUAGAGAAUGCUUAUUAUUUGCAUGGUUAUUGGGGGAUCUUGGUUGAUAGAUAUGAGGAAAUGAUUGAGAAUUAUCACCCAGGUCUGGGUGAUCAUCGUUGGCCGCUUGUCACUCACUUUGUGGGGUGCAAACCUUGUGGGAAGUUCGGAGAUUAUUCAGUGGAGAGGUGUUUGAAGCAGAUGGAUCGGGCGUUUAAUUUUGGGGAUAAUCAAAUUCUGCAGAUUUAUGGGUUUACUCAUAAAUCGCUGGCUAGUCGGAGAGUUAGGCGAGUGAGAAAUGAGACUACCAAUCCACUUGAAGUGAAGGAUGAGCUUGGCUUGCUUCACCCUGCAUUUAAAGCUGUCAGGGUAUCAACAACAUCUUGAGAGCUUUGAUAAUGUAUUCCACCGCAAGCUGCUGGUAUUUUUUCGUUUUAAGUUAUAGUGUAUGUCAAUUUGCUCGCAGUUGGUGUUAUUGCUUGUAGAAGUACUGGAAAUCUGUAUGUUCUUUUCCUAAUUUUGUGCUAUCAGUGUUUAAAUUAUAUUGAUUUUUGAAGGAUA
Populus nigra (black poplar) is the source of this 1644-nucleotide messenger RNA. RefSeq names its product xyloglucan 6-xylosyltransferase 2-like. Gene Ontology annotation, cellular component: membrane; endosome; trans-Golgi network. Gene Ontology annotation, biological process: xyloglucan biosynthetic process. Lineage: Eukaryota; Viridiplantae; Streptophyta; Magnoliopsida; Malpighiales; Salicaceae. Gene Ontology annotation, molecular function: UDP-xylosyltransferase activity; hexosyltransferase activity; xyloglucan 6-xylosyltransferase activity. The transcript has a single exon. The record is from RefSeq and is a predicted model, not a curated record. The coding region runs from base 88 to 1470 and encodes 460 amino acids.